This is a messenger RNA of Guillardia theta CCMP2712, 653 nucleotides long. RefSeq lists its product as hypothetical. The record is from RefSeq and is a predicted model, not a curated record. The annotation marks the transcript as partial. The transcript is spliced from 9 exons. Gene Ontology annotation, molecular function: protein kinase activity; ATP binding. Lineage: Eukaryota; Cryptophyceae; Pyrenomonadales; Geminigeraceae. Gene Ontology annotation, biological process: protein phosphorylation.
GUCGUUGGAACUGGAAGCAACGAUGGCAAAAGCAUUACGAUGGGCAGAGAAGAGCAGAGAGUUUAAUGGAGAACAGCUUCAAGAAUUUGUAUCCGUCAUCACAACACUUCUUGGAGUUGCUGUCCCCAAUUCCAGCAUAAACGGAGGAGAAAAUCUUGAUAGUGGAGCAUUUGGCUCCAUUGAAAAAGCUAUGUUUCAUGGGAGUCCAGUUGCAGUUAAAUAUCUUAAACCGACGGCAGGGUCAGGAAGAUCGCUUCCUCAACUUAUUCGAGAUUUGUCACUAGAACUGGAAAUUAUCACUCAGCUGCGCCAUCCCAGCGUUGUAGCCUUCAUGGGCUCUACUUUAACUCUUCCUAAAGACGAAGAGGAUUGCAACAAACUCUCUAUUGGCCUGAUCUUCGAAUUAUGUGGUGGAGGAAACUUGUAUAGGUUGAUUAACGAAAACAAAAAACAUAAGAUUUCUGCAUUUCAAAAGAUGUCAAUGCUUAGAGACCUAGCUACUGGGAUUGCUUACCUACACUCAAAAAAUAUCGUUCAUCGAGAUUUGAGCUCGAAGAAUAUUCUUUUAACAGACGAAGGAAAGGUGAAGAUUGCUGAUUUCGGAUGUGCAAGAAAGUUGCAGCAUGAGAGCUAUAAUUCUUCCACGAUAUCAG